UGCCAUAGGAAGAAACUUCAAAACAGUCUUCAUUCCGGUAUAAACAACAACAAUCAGCGAACCAACGUUUAUCCACCACAAAGCGAUGGCAAAUUUGCGAGAUAUUUCAUCGAAAAAAUCAACCCGUCCUACGAUCAAUGUAGCAAUUCACCCAAACCCAGGCACUCCACCCACAGGAUCCGUUGGUUCACACGACGGUAGUGAUUACAAAUCCAUCUUCUUCAACGAAAUAUCUCAAAUUAUGCGUGGCUACGGUGAUUGUGAGAAGCCGCUCCGUGAGUCGGUCCUACUCGUGGAGAAGAUAGUGCUCCAGCAGCUACGCGGAAUCAUGCAGGAAGCAAUCGAUCAUGCCAUGUCGCGGCCCAACUCACCUACCCUGUCACGGCGAGACUUUGAGUAUAUAAUGCGCAAAAAUCAGAUACGUGUCGCACGCCUGCAGAAAUAUUUUCGCGACAUGGCACUGAUGAAGAAGCGACUGAAGGAUCUGUGCGGUGGACGCUAUCCGCAUCUGAAUCUGGGUGCCUGUUCCGAAACUUCGGAUGAUGAUUCCGACCGGGAGGCACCGGAAAAGUAUGAUGAAGAGAAGGUACGCCGUCUGUUCCGGGCGGAUCGAAUAUCGCAGAUACUAACCGGGCGACAGUACGACGAAUAUAUAGCGGCCCGUCGGAUAUCCUUCAUGCAUCGAAACACGGAAGUAAUGAAAAACAAAAUGAGACUGUGGCUUAACAUUCCGGAGGACGUGAACAUAACGCAAAGCUGUUUGCUUACGUUAACCUAUCUAGCGCAUGAAACCAUCGCGGUACUUGUGGACAUGUGUAUUCUCACACGGUUAAAUAGCUCAAACAGGACCGUCGACCCGUACAGUCGGGUUACUCCUUCCGGUAAAUCAUACAACAUGCUGCACACCUGUCCGGAAGUGUCACAAGGCCGAGGGUUAGAUGGUGUAAAGCCCAUCACACCACAGGAAAUCACUGAAGCUAUGCGAAGACAUCGACAGAUGGCCAUGCGAAGCUCGGGUCGUUACAGAAAUGCACUUAAUUUUAAACCUCCAUAUCUGGCUAUGUAAAUACGUCACACAG
Anopheles funestus (African malaria mosquito) is the source of this 1079-nucleotide messenger RNA. RefSeq lists its product as uncharacterized. The record is from RefSeq and is a predicted model, not a curated record. Bases 86 to 1066 code for a protein of 326 amino acids. Gene Ontology annotation, molecular function: transcription coactivator activity; protein heterodimerization activity. The transcript is spliced from 2 exons. Gene Ontology annotation, biological process: transcription by RNA polymerase II. Lineage: Eukaryota; Metazoa; Arthropoda; Insecta; Diptera; Culicidae.